AUGGUCCACACGACGGAGCGUAAUCAAGCUCCAGCCAAGGGUCGGAUCAAGAAGUUGACCGCCGAGAAGCUCGAGCACUUUCGCAGUGAGAUUAUCACGCCUAAUGGACUGCAAGUCGAUCUCUCGGGACGUGGCAUUGAGACGAUUGUGAGCUUAGAGGGUCUCGAGACGGCGACGAAGCUCGAUUUGAGCCACAAUAAGCUCACAAAGCUGUCGCAGCUCAAGGCUGUUGCGCAGGUGACGAUGCUCAAGCUCACUGACAACAAGCUGACGGGCGAUGGUCUUGCAGAGAUCCAGCACCUCAAGAAGCUCGUGAUUCUCAAUGCAGCCGACAACAACGUGACGCGUAUCCCGUUUGAGGUGCUGCGCAACGUGCGCACGCUCAAGGCGCUAGUGCUGAACAACAACUCCAUCUCGACGCUGGACUGGAUACCGAAGCUGCCGGAGCUGAAUUCACUCAUCGUGAGCAACAACCGCAUUGCGCAGAUACCUCAACGCGUGCUGGGCGGACUCCCGAAUCUCAAGAAAAUCUCAAUCUCUCACAAUUUGCUAGAGGAGAUUCCGAACUUAAGUCAUUUGUCACAGAUCACGGAGCUGCGCCUUUCGCACAAUCGGAUCAAGACGGUCCCGGCUCAUUUGGCGCAACUGAAAAAUCUGAAGGUGCUGGAACUGAGCCACAACGAAAUUGACGACUGGUCGGGUUUGGAGGCACUGAGCGCUCUCGACAACUUGCGGCAGCUGAAUUUGAUCGGCAACCCGAUCGUGGGAAAGAAGCUGCCGACCGUCGCUGGUGAUGUCAAGAAAAGUGGUGAUGCUUGCAAUAGCGAUAGCGACAAUGGUGAUAGGCCUGGUGACAGCAACAAUCAAAGCGGACGCGACAGCGACAGCAGAGAGAAGAAGAAAAACGAGACUGAAGCUGAUAAAGCUGAUGCAUCUGACGAUGAGAAGCAAAGGACGAAGGAAGACAGGCGUCUUGAUGCGAAGCAUAAGCAGUACAAUUUUAAGAUGAAGAGGUUGUUCCCCAACUUGGUUGUACGCGACGCUACCCGCGUGCAGGACAAGCGCGUGCACGGAUAUGUCGCGCCGCCGAAGGAGGAAAAGACAACACAAGACAAACACAAGAAGGGGCCUGCUGGCAAGCAUGCGAAUACAACGUGUACGGGAAAGCGGAAACGCGGCGAGGCUUCUACGAAUGUCAAGACUGAAGCAAAAGCAUUUCAGACAACAGCAUGCGUGGACAGCAACAAGAGUGUCGAGAAUUCCAGCAAGAAGGAACGCAAAAAGGAGAAGAUGCGAAAGGAACGCAAAAGUGGGGAGCAGAAUGCCCGAGCAGUGGCCAAACCAAGUGCUGCUUUGCCCGAAUCUGACAAAGCUGUGAAGCACAAGAACACGAAGGCUGUCAAGUCCAAUGAUAUUGUACCCACGCACAUUGCACCGAGCGCAUCUGUAUCCAAUGUCAAGGAACAGAUGGAAACAAAGGCUGUGAAGGAAAAAAAGCAGAAGACGAAGAAGAAGAAGGAGCAAGACAAGAAGAAAGACCAGCGGCAGCCCAAGGAGAUCGCUAGCGGUGUGGUGGCCGCGAAGCAGUUCAAAAAGGCGAAGAAGGGCACAAGUCAGCAGGCCGAGCGUUUGGACCUCACGCAGAUGAACUUUGCGCCUAAUAUUGGCUCUGGCGGCUCCAGUGCAUGGGACUAA
Messenger RNA from Hyaloperonospora brassicae, 1695 nucleotides. The record is from the annotation of a GenBank genome assembly. Lineage: Eukaryota; Oomycota; Peronosporomycetes; Peronosporales; Peronosporaceae.